Messenger RNA from Spirometra erinaceieuropaei, 2556 nucleotides. Lineage: Eukaryota; Metazoa; Platyhelminthes; Cestoda; Diphyllobothriidea; Diphyllobothriidae. The record is from the annotation of a GenBank genome assembly.
AUGCAGAUCGACGAGAAACUUAUCAAGAUAUUUCUAGAACGUCUACCUGCAGAUGUUAAAACGAUUUUGGCGUCCGGUUCUCAAGAUCUCACGGUCUCACAGCCCGCUGAAAUGGUGGAUCGAAUGAUAGAGGCGCAGCGGUUCCAGCGGCCUUCCGCUGCCAAGAUCUCCACAUCCUCAUCGACGGUGAAUGAGCAUUUAACGAAGCAGAUGUCGGUCAUGGGGAUGGAAUGGCCCCCUUAAACUAUAGCUUGUCCGCCUUACUUCCAGUCGCUCACCCAGCCGUCGACGUUCUCGCUCGCUAAUUCGGACUGCCGAUAUUUGUUGGCAUAUACAAACUUCGGUGCCAAGGCCCGUCGCUGUUCUUCGCCCUGCUCUUUUAAGUUGAAACAGGGAAACCAGUCAGUUAGAGAAUAUACGCAAACGUUUUCUCUGGCUCUGUCUUGGAUACAGCUAUUGUUAGCCCCUUUCAGGUACUGCUCGUUAAAUACCCCAACAUAAUCUACCCUCAUUGGUGAGGUUCAACAAGACGUCGUGCACCAUAUCCGUACCUAACGUCCUCCUGUGUUCGCUCGCCUAGACGACUAGCACCGGCCCGUUUUCAGGUCGCGAUGGUGGAGUUUGAAUACAUGCUGCAACUGGGAAUCAUUCGACCGUCCGAGAGACCCUGGGCGUCUCCCCUGCACAUGUUGCCCAAGGCGACAUCAGGCGACUGGAGACCCCUGGUGACCAUCGUGCCGUCAACAACGUCACCAUUCACAAUCGGUGCCCUGUGCUUCAUCUUUAGGAUUUUGCUGGAGCCCUUUUCUGCAAAGCGGUUUUCUCGGAGAUUGACCUGGUGAGUGCCUUUCAUCAGAUUUCUGUCGCUCCUGAGGAUAUCCCCGAAACUGCCGUCAUUACACCUUUUGGCCUCUUUGAAUUUAUUCACAUGUCCUUCGGUCUUCGUAAUGCCGCCCAAACGUUCCAGAGGUUCAUUGAACAUGUCUUAUGUGGACUACAGUUUGUGUACGCCUAUAUCGAUGACCUUUGGUGGUCAACUAAAAUGCGAGAGAACACAAAGAGUAUCUUGCCUCGGUAUUGGAUCGCCUCGACAAGUAUGGCGUCGUUAUUAAUCCCUCAAGGUGUGUUUUUGGUGUGCCUUCCCUUGAAUUUCUUGUCCAUCUUGUUGAAUCAGAAGGUUUGAGUCCCCUUCACUUCAAGGCCGAAGCCAUUCGUGAUUUUCCCCUACCAACCUCUAAGCGUCCGCUGCAACGUUUUCUCGGCAUGGUCAACUUUUACCGCCGGUUCCUACCAAACUGUGCUUACCUUAUGCAAUUACUCAUCAACAUGCUCUCUGAUCCAGAUGAUCCCCUCGAGCUUACUGGUGACGCACUGACUGCUUUCGAAAGAAUCAAGACCUCCUUUGUUGGCGCUACCUUGCUCACGCAUCCUACUCCAGAAGCCCCGCUGUCCCUUCGAUCAUUGCCGUAGAAGCAGUCGUUCAACAACACCUAACCGACCCCUCACGACCGUUGGUUUUUUUCUCUAGCAAACUGUCGCCUGCUGAGACGAGAUAUAGUGCCUUUGGUCGUGAGCUUCUUGCCGUUUACCUGGCUGUGAAACACUUUCGACAUUACCUUGAAGGUCGUGACUUCUCAAUUUUCGCUGACUGUAAGCCACUUACAUGUGUUAUACCAGAACAUUUAGACAAAUACCACCCGAGAAAGAUGGCUCACUUGGACUACAUUUCCAAUUCACCAGUGAAACCCGCCACAUUGAUGGCACGAAGAAUGAGGUUUCUGACAUGCUGUCCAGGUCUUCCAUAUCGGCGUUUCAUCUCCCUCAUUGAAUUGACCUUUGUUCUAUGGCGAAUGAGCAACGGCGUGUUGGUUGUCCGGAUGACGAGUCCGUUAGUGGUCUUCAAAUCCUAAACGUCCAUUUGACCACUGGUACCGGUACGAUCUUGUCUGAGGUCUCGACUCUUGCUCAUCGUUCUAUUGUGCCCGUCUCGAUGCGUCGAGCUUUUUUCAAACUCUCCAUGGACUCUCCCACCCUGGGAUCCGAGUCUCACAAAAGCUCUUCACGGAAAUGUUCGUCUGGCCUGGCAUGAACAAAGACGUCAAAGUUUGGGCGCGGUCGUGCCUGAAUUGCCAGCGCAACAACGUGCAAAGUCACAAGUCCCCACUAGGCGCAUUCCCCAGCCCCGACGCGCGGUUCAGCCAUGUGCAGCUGGAUGUCGUAGACUCCUCGCCUCCAUCCAAUGGCUAUACCCACCUUCUUACCUGUAAUGAUCGGUACACCCGCUGGGCUGAAGCCAUUUCUUUGCCGAAUAUGCAGGCUGAAACCAUCGUGAAGGCCUUCGCCAGUCGUUGCGUAGCCAUGCUCGGUGUCCCCUCCACGGUAACGACUGAUCGUGGUCGCCAGUUUGAGUCUGCACUCUUCCAAACGUUCCCCAAUUUUCUCGGCUGCACACGCAUUCUGACGACAACCCACCACUUAGCUGCCAACGGUAUGGUUGGGCGUUUCCAUCGUCACCUAAAGACCGCCCUGUUUACCGCAGAAGACCCGGGGAACUAG